CUUUUCGUGGCGACGGCGGUGGCUCUCUCGCCGGCGUCGAGGCCACCGUCUGCGGCUGCCGGCGGCGUCGAGCAUCCUGUUCCGCUCUCUUCCUCCUACCGCGCCUUCCGCCUCCCUGCCCUUUCUCUCAAUCACACAAGGCAGCAGCCGUCCUCGCCCCCGCCGGCCUCUGCUCCGCCGUCCUCGCCUCCCGUCCCUGUGGUAUCGCCGACGCCGAGCGAGCGCAGGGUCGCCGGCCUCGCAUCCGUGAGUCUCCUCCUCCACCGCCGGUCCCCCCUCCCUCAGCAGCCUGUGCGCCCCCUGACCUAAACCCUAGUCCAAGGCCGCAGCUGCCACAGGCCCCUGACCUAAACCCUAGUCCAAGGCCGCAGCUGCCAGGUGGCAGCGGCGGUGGACCGGCGAGCCGACGGUAGGAUGGCUGCCCUGGAGUAACCGGCUGCGCACAGGAUCGGCAUUCAGCAGUUUAUACCUUGAGAAUUGGUCACCAUGGCAUGGGAGCUGACUGAGGUCCCAGGCAACCCAACUCCCUCCCUCCGUGACUCUACAGUUGAUGUAGUUGCUGCCAAGAUUGAGCCGAAAUUAGCCAAUGGUCUCAUUCGGCAAUUGAGUCAGGCAUGCCCAUUGGAAAAUCUUCGGCAUGUAAAGCGGGUUCGUCGGUGCCUUGAAUAUGAAAAAUCUGGCUUAUCUAUUAUCUUAUGCCUUGCAACUGAGCCUGAAAAUUGUAGCGAAUUGUUUCCUCAAGAUGUAAAAAAGAUUGUGGAUUCCUAUCAAUUGAGUCCUUUCAUUGCAAAAGUGGCCAGGUUUCCUGCUACUUCGAAAGAGGAGUGGGAGGAACAGUGCAAACUUUGGCCAACAUCCUAUCAUCCCCACCACGACCUAAAUUAUGUAUCUGCAUUCAAAGAGAGUGAAUUGCCAUCAAUAUUUAAUUGCAUGAGGACUGCUAUUCAAUUAUCUGAGGUGGGCAAUGCUGCUGUUAUUGUUGAUCCAUCAACCAUGCAGAUAAUUGCAAAGGCUACGGACCAAACGCUCCAGCAUGAUAAUUUAAACAGUAACAAAUGUGCUGAAUUGAAUUCAGAUAGCCCCUUCUCAUCGCAUGAAGCAGCUGAGAAGAAAGAACCGUUCCUGUCAAGCUCCCAUGUUUCUAAAUGCAACAUCCUGAGUAUGGAGGCGUCAUGUUUAAACCCUUGGGCAUGGAUGAAACAAAGGUCAUCUGAGCAGAAGUCAUUGCCCUGUGAAGGCGGUUUUCCAUGGCACCCUCUGAGACAUGCAGCCAUUGUUGCUAUUGAAAAUGCCGCGGAGAGGGAUAAAGUGAUGUUCCCUUCGAUUAAUUCAAUGACCAAUCCAAAUUCAAAUGGAAAUGUGGAGUAUUACCCUGUUAAUGAAUCAGCAAAGCGACUAAAGGUGGAUAGAAAAGAUGAUGAAGAAUUUGUGCAUGAAGAAAGCUGUGAUGAUUUAUCAGAAACAAGGCCAUACCUUUGUACAGGGUUUGACAUUUACCUAGUUUGGGAACCAUGCUCAAUGUGUGCCAUGGCACUUGUACAUCAAAGGUUUAAGCGAAUCUUCUAUGCUUUCCCUAAUCCAAUUACUGGAGCACUGGGCAGUGUCUACAGAUUGCACGGGGAGAAAAGUUUAAAUCAUCAUUACUCUGUAUUUAGGAUAAAAGUGCCUGAGUCAUAUGCGAAUGGUUUGGGCGAUCACUCUGAUGAUGCAACUUCCAUGGAAAAACCUAAUUAGCAUGCUCCCGUACGCAUGAAGGGCGCCUAUGUUCCAGUUUUAAUUUUUCAUGUACAGCUUGUCAUCUUAUCACUAAAAUUCGCCAUGCAACCUCUGAACUGCAUGGUUUUCAUUGGCUAUUUUUUCGUGCUAUGCAGAAUUCACUGGUUUUGUUCGUGCUUUCUUUCACGAUCGCGUCGUUGAUCUUGUGACACCCAGAGGAAAUGAAUAUUCGUUCAUAAUACCAUUUAACGUAUUGGAGUUGAUUCUUGUGGCUUUACCUUGUGCUCAUAUCUUAAUAGCAUUUACAUUUGAUGUGUAUUGUUAAUAUGUUACAUCU
Molecule: messenger RNA, 2053 nt
Organism: Oryza brachyantha (malo sina)
Lineage: Eukaryota; Viridiplantae; Streptophyta; Magnoliopsida; Poales; Poaceae
Product: tRNA-specific adenosine deaminase TAD3
Exons: 10
Coding region: 487-1734 (415 amino acids)
Biological process (GO): tRNA wobble adenosine to inosine editing
Cellular component (GO): cytoplasm; nucleus
Molecular function (GO): tRNA-specific adenosine-34 deaminase activity
Source: RefSeq, a predicted model, not a curated record